UAAAAAAAAAAUAUCUAACUCUGUUAUCUUCUUCUUCUUCCUCUUUUCUCUUACUCGUUUCUCAUCUUCUCUGAUUCUCCCAAAGUUCGAUACACACGAAAUCAAACCCUUUCUGAGAACUGAGAACCAUGGCGAGUUCCACUCUCCUCUUCUCUGUCUCUGCAGCAUCUCUAUCUCUCUCACAGAAGCCAUUUCACUCUUCCUUCAUGCUUUCCACCACCACAAACCCCUCUCUUCUUCUUCCAAAGAAGUUCACAAAACCCCACCACCACCACCACCACCACAUCAAGAGGCUCGUAGUAGCCAAAUCCAACGACAGCGACUCCGCCGACGCCCCAGACCGUUUGAUCUCCGCGCUCUGCUACUUCUACCCAUUCUUCGACAGCAUACAGUACGGAAAAUACGUAAUCACCCAAUUCUACCCGUUCCAAGUCCUCGUUCAACCACUGGUACCUGCAAUUCGAAUGUUUAAGAGCUUCCCCUUCAAUGGGUUUCUCGUGUUUUUGACACUCUACUUCUUCGUUGUGAGGAACCAGAAUUUCAGUAGGUAUGUGAGGUUCAACACGAUGCAAGCGAUUGUGCUGGAUGUGCUGUUGAUUUUCCCUGAUCUGUUGGAAAGAGGGUUUAACCCUAAGGAUGGGUUGGGAUUGGAUUUGAUGAUGAGUUUGGAUAGCACUGUUUUUUUGUUCCUGUUGGUGAGCUUGAUUUAUGGCUCUUCUUCUUGCUUGUUGGGUCAAAUUCCUAGGUUGCCCAUUGUUGCUGAUGCAGCUGAUAGGCAAGUUCUUUGAAAUGCUUAUAUGACAUUGCCACCACAACACCACAUUGAUAUUGUAUAGCAACUUCAUGUUCAACUUAGUGGAAAAGAUUGCCUAAUUUUUCACUUCCUUGAUAACAAUCAUUGAAAUUGUUCAAUUCAUGUUUGUAUUUUGUCUCUUAUUUUGAUGCUAUAUAUGACUUUAUAAAUCAGGAAUGAAGUUUUUAGUCUAA
Messenger RNA from Lotus japonicus, 987 nucleotides. RefSeq names its product protein TIC 20-v, chloroplastic. The coding region runs from base 129 to 788 and encodes 219 amino acids. NCBI's taxonomy places the organism in Eukaryota, Viridiplantae, Streptophyta, Magnoliopsida, Fabales, Fabaceae. The record is from RefSeq and is a predicted model, not a curated record. The transcript has a single exon.